This is a messenger RNA of Gambusia affinis (western mosquitofish), 2165 nucleotides long. RefSeq names its product ring finger protein 4 (gene rnf4). Gene Ontology annotation, biological process: positive regulation of transcription by RNA polymerase II. Lineage: Eukaryota; Metazoa; Chordata; Actinopteri; Cyprinodontiformes; Poeciliidae. The record is from RefSeq and is a predicted model, not a curated record. The coding region runs from base 303 to 866 and encodes 187 amino acids. Gene Ontology annotation, molecular function: transcription factor binding; zinc ion binding. The transcript is spliced from 9 exons.
UCCGCUGCAACAGAACAAGAGAGGAAGCUGCCGUUAGUGUCAGAUUCAGCGGGACUGGAUCCAAGUUUUUCUCUUCUCCAGAUCGGAACCAAAGUAAUCCGGACUGCAGCGAUCCAUUCUGAGAAGGUUCUGUUUCCAGGUGUCAGUGGGUCCCGGAUCACACCUGGCGGAGCUGCUGGUGGGAAUUUUUACCACAAAGAUUCAACUUUGACCCCAACAGCUGGACCUUCUGGGGAAACGUUCAGAGUAAACCUGAGAUCAGCUGGAUCCAGGACUGAACGGACCUCGGACCUCUUCAGAACAUGAGCAGCUCGGCUCAGAGGAAGCGGCGACCCGCUGGAAGCUCUGUGGUCUCCAGAACCAGAACCAAGACCAGCAGAGCGGCCAGCGGUCGGACCCGCAGGGCAGCCGGCGCUGGAGACCCCGCCCCCCCCACAGAGCCCAUUGACGUGAUGGACGGCGCCGAGGACGGUGUGGAGGAGGUGGUGGACCUCACCUGCGAGGGAUCAGAGUCUGCUGUGGUCGACCUGACGACCAACAACGAGUCUGUGCUGCUGGUGGACGAAGGGCCUCCAGGUGAAAGCUAUGUUCUGAGCAGUGAUGAAGAUGAAGACGCGCCCACUGUCGUUCAAGCUGCCAUCACCGCUACUGCACACACGUCCAGGUUGACUCCAGGUCUCAUCAGCUGUCCCGUCUGUCUGGACCUGUACUCCGAGAUCGUAGAGAGCGGGCGAUUGGUCGUCUCCACGAAGUGCGGCCACGUGUUCUGCAGCCAGUGUCUGAGGGACGCUCUGACAUCAUCACACACCUGCCCCACCUGCAGGAAGCGGCUCACCUCACGCCAGUACCACCCUCUUUACAUCUGACACCUGGUGACAUCAUCAGCGGACUGAGCUGCUAUUGGCUGUCCUCAGUGACGUCAUCAGCGGUUGCUGAAAAUGUUUUUUUUUUUUUUUUACUUUAGGCUUAAAAUCGGCAGAUUGAGUGAUGUUUUCUUAUUAAAUAAAUAUUAUGGAGGAACAACAGCUGCUUGACUGAUUGGUCAGAUGGCAUUAGGCCCCGCCCACCAGGUCAACCACUCAGCUCAGAGAACCAAAUUCAAACUAUCAUGGUUUCCAUUGUGUUGAUUUCUGAAGUUCAGUUCUAAAAUAAGCAGUACCGCAGAAGGUCCAGUAGGGGGCGUGGUGUGACUCCAGAGAGUCCAGCAGCUGCUGUUUGAAGGUUCUGGUUCCGGUUCAGUCGUUUCAUCUGUAAUUUAAACUUUUAUCUUUCACCUUUUUAAAUAAAAUCUGUUCUCAAAUUAUUUAACUUCCUCCAAAGUUUAUUUUUACUUGCUGUUUGGACCCUGGGAGCACCAGAACCAACCUGGAGUUACCUCAUCACAACAGAACCGGUCCGAUGGGAAUAACUGUUCUGAAUCAGAAAAAGGUUCUGGAGAGAGGGAGAAAUCUCUUCUGAAGGAGUUCCUCAGGGUUCAGUUUAAUCAUCUAUACGAACAUCUGCAACCGUAAUAAAAAUGCUAAUUAUCAUUUCUGCUUCGUUCAACAUAACUUGAUUAUCAGUUCUAAACUCACUCAGGAGUUAAACGUUUACUCUCUCCGGUACAGAAAUCAGAACUAAAAGAUAAACUGGACUAGAUCCUAAAAAAAACUUCAGAGAAAAGUAAAAACUUGUAACUUGUCUGUUGUCAGCUGGAGGUCGAUGACCUGAAGGAGCAGAACGGAAAAGUUCUUCUGGAUCACAUCUGGGUCUUCAGUUUUCCUGCUGAGUCAUGAUCCAUCAGGGCUUUCAUCCCGUGACGCUGACUCAUCACCUCACCCACUUCCUGCUUUGGGAGAUAAAACUUUAUUGACAAUGAGAAACAAACAGCAGACUAGAAGCUUCUGGAUCCUCCACAGAACCUUGAGCCCGAUUCUGAAUCUGGUUCUGGUCGGACCGGUUCUGUUCCAUCUAACUGAACUGGUGCUGGUUUUUUGGUGACGUUGGAUCACCUGAAUGAUUCCUAAAAUAAACACAACGACAUUUAAAGAUCACUGAGGUUUUUAAGGUCACCGACACGUUGACAUGUUGGAUUUUAUUGUUUUAUUUCUCAUUGUUUUGUUCUGCUGCUCUAUUUAUAAACACUGAGUUUAUAAAUAGUUUCAUAAUAAAUAAAUGAAAACAUG